Eimeria tenella is the source of this 1338-nucleotide messenger RNA. RefSeq names its product Eukaryotic translation initiation factor 3 subunit B, related. Gene Ontology annotation, molecular function: translation initiation factor activity; RNA binding; translation initiation factor binding. Bases 1 to 1338 code for a protein of 445 amino acids. The transcript has 9 exons. NCBI's taxonomy places the organism in Eukaryota, Apicomplexa, Conoidasida, Eucoccidiorida, Eimeriidae. Gene Ontology annotation, cellular component: eukaryotic translation initiation factor 3 complex. Gene Ontology annotation, biological process: translational initiation. The record is from RefSeq and is a predicted model, not a curated record.
AUGCUGCGGCAGUUCGCCACGCCCGCAGCCACUCCAAGAGGCACUGAAUUUCCUCACUUUUUAUUUUCUCAUGAUGAAAAGUACUUGGCGAAAAUUGGAGACAAAGAAUUGUGCAUUUACGCAAUGGACCCCAAGGACAACUUCCCGGACCAGGCCGCCGACGAGGACGUUACUCCUGUGAAGUUGCUGCGAGAUGAAAAAGGCCACUUCUCAGCCCUCAAGUAUCCCGUCGAAAAGUUUGAAUGGUCUCCAGGAGACAACAUUGUUUCUUUGUGGAUAAGGGGUUCUGACGACACUCCAGGGCGUUUGAUCCUGGUGGAGGUGCCGAGUCGGCGGGAGCUGGCGAGCAAAAACGUGUACAACGUGAAGGGCGCAGCCAUGCACUGGCAAGGCAACGGGGACUUCUUGUGUUUGCGAACAAUGGUAUUUAAAAAAACUGGAAAAAAAGGAAGAAAAGAAUUCAGCCAACUCGAGAUCUUCCGCAUGCGCGAAAAGGACAUUCCCGUCGACAACCUCCAGCUCAACGACAUCGCUGUCCAGCUCCACUGGGAGGAGGGACCCAGCAAGCGGUUCGUGCUCGUCGUUCAAGAAGAAGGGACAACCAACCAGAGCCUGCGCUUCUUCCGCGUCGCCGACGCCGCUGAAGGCAACGUGGAGACGAACAAGAGAGACACGAUAAUGACUCAUUCUUUCGACAUUCCCAACUACAUGAACUUUUUAAAAUGGUCUCCUUUUGGAUCUUAUUUUGUUUUGGCUUCUUUGAGCACUUACGGGACAGUAAUGUUUUGCCACUUGAACGACCAGGACAAAGUUGAGGUGCUGCACCAAGACGAACACUACAUGUGCAACGAAGUCCGCUGGUCCCACUGCGGAAGGUACUUGGCCACUUGCGUGGUUAUGCCUCUCGUCAGCGGCGCGCAGGCCUACAGGUUUGGAGACAACACUGGCUUCAACAUCUGGACUUUCCAGGGGAAGUUGCUGGAAAAGACCAAGAAGGAAAACUUCUACCAGUUCCUCUGGAGGCCUCACCCCCCGACUUUGCUGACGGAGAAGCAGCUCGAUGACAUCAAGAAGCGAAUGAAGGAACACAGCAAGAGGUACGAGGCGGAGGACGAGAGACUCCGCAGCGAGAAACGCCGAGCCUUCUUGAAGCAGCGGGAAGAAGAAAGUGAAAAGUUCCAGCAGAUAUUGGAUGAGCUUGAGGCCUGGAAGAUGAAACAUCCCAAGUACGAAGAAUGGUGCAGAGCCCAGGAGGAAUUCGACACGUGGUUUGAGUGGGAGUAUAAGGAGGAGAUAAUAGAGGAGGAGCUGGACGUGAAGCAAGAAGUUAUUUGCUAG